Messenger RNA from Candidula unifasciata, 653 nucleotides. NCBI's taxonomy places the organism in Eukaryota, Metazoa, Mollusca, Gastropoda, Stylommatophora, Geomitridae. The record is from the annotation of a GenBank genome assembly.
UGCAGCAAAUUGUUGUCUACGACUUCACGACAAAUACAUCUUGGAGCUUCAAGGACGCUCGAUCAAUGGGCUUCGACAAUGAUAGUCAGGUGACAAUUAAUGGAGAACAGUACAACCUAUCGCUUGCUCUCAACGGAAUAGCCAUCUCCCCGACCUUCAACUAUGUCUACUACUCGUCCGUCGGCUCCAAGAAGUUAUGGCAGAUCCCCACUUGGGUUCUACGGAACAAGAACUCGAACUUCUCCAGAUACGUCCGCCUUGUAGGCAACAAGAAGUCCAACUCUGACGCUUUGAUUUUUGGCCACAGGGGUUUGUACUACGCGGCUCUGGAGCAUGAUGCCGUCUACAGGUGGGAAAUCGAGAAGGAUUUGUUGCAACAAAAUGCUUUGGAAGGAGAAGUCGUUCUCAGAACAGAAACACCUUUAGCGCAGAACUGGGAGACGAUGCAGUGGCCAGACGGAUUGUCGUUUGGCAACCCCGACACAGAAAACCUGCACUUUCUCACGGCAAGAGGCCAGUUGGCCCUCUCUGGCAAAAUGGAUUUUACAGGGAAGCAAGGGCCCAAUUUUAGAAUUUUCAAAUUAUUUGUCAAUGAUACCAGUGCCUACCUACCAUCUACUGUACACUACCCUCAUAUGGGGUUAAUUGGUUAA